CGAGAGAGGAGCUGUGUCGUUUUUCGCUUUUCUGUCCUGUCGUCGUGGAGAGUUUCUUCGUUGAUAUGUUGUGGCCGCGCCUGCUCGACUGAUUGUUUCAUCUGGUCUGUCUAUACAGGAAGUAUUAAAGUGCGUGAUUUUCAACCUUCCUAAUACCGAUGAAGAGCAAGAAGAGAACGAAAAUUUCUAAUCAUCGUUCUCGAAUAAAAAUAGAAUGGCUCCCCACCAGUCCAAGCCUGUUCCGCCGAAGAAGCCGGCGAACAUUGUCCUCUUUGCGGCGGAGUGGCGGCAGAUUUUAGCGACCAAGAAACUGUACCACGCGACGGUGCAAGAGCGGAGAAAGAACAGCAAAAACGUUGACGACCAAGCUCCUCGUCCCGGAACUGCCACCCCCGAGCAGCAAGACCACGAUGCAUCUGAGGAGACAGAAGAAUCGCUCCUCUCGCUGCUCUUCCAGUCUGCGGAGGAAAUUAUUUCCGCGUUGUUUUACCUGGCCAAGAUCUGCGUGAAGGAAGUCGGCGAAGCGGUGGUACAGAUCAGCUGGUGGUUCUUCGACAAACUCCUCAACUUGCUGGAGCUACUUUGCAAAUUUCGGUCGCGAGGGAGCCGCUUUCUGCAUGGUGGAGCAGGAGGGAAGCAAGAUCAUAAAAACGCCGGAACGAAGGAUGGAGCACAACUUGGCGAGGGAAACAAGAUUCCGCUCUCCCAGACCGUGUUCUUGUUCUUCAUCGCACUCAUCGCAGGUAGUCAAAAAAAAGUUGUGCUGAAAACUAGUGCUAAUGUUUCUUUCGUUGAGUUUCGCAACCAGCAACCAGCAACUACAUCGCCAUGCGUAUAAUGCUUUAUUUUGACAACAUGCAAUGAAGUAGACUCUGUCUACUGUAGAAGUUCUGCUACAUGUUACUAUUUCGAUGCCUGCUCCGUCAAAGACAGCACCAGUCACCAGGAAGCGAAUAAAGAAUUACUUCGGUACACUACACUUCCUUUCGUCUUCCCAGGUAUCCUGUACGUCGCUGCGCUGGAGUACUCCAAGAUUGUUCUCGCGAACGAGGCUUUGCGAGCGGUCGUUGACGUGAAGUGGUUCAAGACGAUCUUUAACAUCCUGUUCUCCCUCACGGCCUACGCCUACACGAAGGGCGUCACCACGUCCCCGGGCUACGUGUCCGAUGACCCGGCUGAGUUCGCGAACUGGAAGAGCGAGUUACACGCCAUCAAAUUUGCGCACGAGCGAAAAAAGAAGGCGUACUCCAAGAAGGAAAUGGACCGGCUGAACAAGGAAUACUCGGAUUAUUUCGACGUGGAAAAGAACGCAGCUGCUGCAGGUGCAGACGAUUCAACGAAAGAUAUUCUGACGGAACAGGGCAGGACGGCGAAAAUUCGGUAUUGCCAGAAGGAAAGGAUCUUCAAACCAGACCGCGCCCACCACUGUCGCGUGACCGGGAAGAAUAUUAUGCGGAUGGAUCACCACUGCCCCUGGAUGCUGAAUACGGUGGGCCUGAAGAACCAGAAGUUUUUCUACCUCUUUGUCCUGUACGCAACCGUCUCCUGCGACUACCUGUUCACGCAUCUCUUGCAUCUCAUGCUGCAAACGAACGGCGGAACAGCGUCGGGUACUGCUGGAUUUUUGUUCGAUGGUUUUUCCUCCUCCUCGUCGACCCACCUCGGCUGGCUGGCGAGCUGGUUACUCGGGCUUCGGACCCCGUUCUCCGCACCGGAGCAAGUGGCUGAUUUCUCUGUCGGGACAGCUACCUCGCUGCUGAGCAACAUGCCGACAUCGUCUUACAUCAUUCUGGCGCAGGGAGCGCUGCUGUCGGGGUUUUUGAGUCUGGCUUUGAAUCCAUUCCUCGUCGUGCACACGUACUUCAUGUGCAAAAACAUGACGACGUUGGAGUUUUUCGAGCAGUACUAUGUGGAGGACAAAAGUAAAUCUUCUGCUAGAACUGAAGAAAACCAGAACGCGACGCGAGAAGGAGGUUCUUCUGAGGUAGCCGAGGUCGUCGAGGGAACAAAAACCACUCCACCCGGCAUCGCGAUUCACGACGGAAAGGCAAAACAGCUCGACGACUUCCUGCUAACAAUUUCGGAUCAGGGUGAUAAAACGAAGGAAACGGAGGAAAAACCAACACACCAGAGCAACACGGCUGCUUCAUCUGCGGAGAAUAGUGAAAAAUCAUCGGUGCAGAAGAUAAAUCCCUACGAUCUCGGUAUCUACGAUAAUAUCAGCCAGGUGAUGGGGACGCGCAACUUCCUCUUUUGGCUGCUACCAUUUGUGGACAGUUACGAGCAAGUGGAGGAAAGCAAGGAAAAAACAGCCACAACCUCCAAAACGAGGCCACCACCAAAAGCUGGGGAAGAUCGUCAUGCAAGUAGACGAAUAGGUUACUGGUUUCCGCGAAACGACGGGAAGGGACAGUUGGAGCAAGAGUUAGAUCGCCUGGAGAAGAAGAUCGCAUCAAGAACUAAACCAACAGCUCGUCCAGACGGCGGCCAAAGUAGGCCUGAAGAUGAAGCUGCCUCCGCUAGUGACGACGAGGACGACGACGUGGUGGAGCAGUCGGACCUGUCCCGCAGUAGUUUGUUUUUGAACGGGUCAGACUUCCUCCGCAUGACGGACUAUCGGAAAAACCCUCAUCACACAGCAACAAACCCAGAAGGAGAAAGAGGUCAAAGCAGUCCGAGAAGACUGAACUUCGGAAACCGCAGUCACGUGCUGAAAAGGCCGAUAGAAUAUGGCAGUAAAGAUGUGAACAAAAAGAACCACAUCCAGCACAGUGGAAACAGUUUGCCGCAACCGCCGCGUCCUUUUCAUUUCUACACCUCUCCGGAUCCGGACGUGAGUGUGAACCGGUUUUACAACAGAAAUGCGGACGCAGAAUUCGAAGAGGAGAUGGACAACAGUGCAAUCAACAUGUCUACCGCGGCGUGGCACGAUAGUGGACGUCAGAAUCUUCAUGACGACGAUGUUCUUCAUGCGCAAGUUCAUGGGCCACCAGCUGCUUCGAGAAGCAACAAAAACAUCAACCAAAAUAAACGGGAACGCCUACUGCUUUCCUCGUCUUCUGAAGAGAUGCAGCAGCUGAAUCUCUCCAAGUCGUCCUCGUUUCUGAGCCAGUCCAAAGAAGAGAAGCACGAAUCGGUGAACAACUUUAUCUUCACCAGAGAUGCAGGCCGGGAUAUCAUGCAACAGAAAAAAAGUUCGAGGAAGAUGAAACGAGAACUACACAGGGAGCAACAACCGGCAGCGAUUAUUGCGAAAGGAGCUGGUACUGGUAGUCCCGGUAGCAAAAAGCAGGGCGUCGAAACUAAACCCAAAACCUCUUUCGGCAUCUUCAAAGCGGUCGUCUCGGAGACCGUUGAUGACGUGUUUGCGGGAGCGGAAUACGCCUGGGACUCGAUUAUGGCGUUUUAGCCCUUCGGAGUAGAGAGAGCGUCCACGUGCUCUCACAAUCUUUGCUGUGCUUCUGAAAGAGGAAGGGUUCUUUGCUGUGCUUCUGCAGCAUUGCUUUCUUGCGUAAAAACGUAGAUUUGUUUACCAACCCUACCGGGGAGGUCUCUUGCUGCCUAUCAAUAAGCGGUUGCAUGAAAAAAGCACGGAAAAGAGAUAAUCCAAGAUAACCUAAGUAGCGAGUGAUCAUCUCUUUGAUUACAAGCAACCUCGCGACUGGAGCUACCUUUUGUGAUUUUGUUUCAAUAGUACCUGUAGAACCUUCGGACAGGAUGAAGAUCUGUUUAUUCAGAAUUAAGAGAAAAAAAUACGCUGUAACAGUAACUGUACAAUUUCAGAAGAUGGUUCUUUCUGUCGUACCUAAAGGUUUUGUGCAAAAAAGAAAAACGCAGUAGAUAAGAUCGCGUUUGAAGGUUGCCGGAUAACAAUGAUGGCAGGCUGCAGGAUAGAAGGGAUUUUGCCAGUGCGGACGACGCAGAU
This is a messenger RNA of Amoebophrya sp. A120, 3925 nucleotides long. The record is from the annotation of a GenBank genome assembly. Lineage: Eukaryota; Dinophyceae; Syndiniales; Amoebophryaceae.